AUGACUGGACGGCUUUCUGGUUUCAUUACUUGGGUCAAGGUUCUGGUUUCAUUACUUGGGUCAAGGAGGUCACUUCUGAAUCUCAUAGAUGAUGUAGCUGGGAAAUUCAGCAGAGCGGUUUAUGGUUUGCAAGCUCGUGACAAGCUGCAGCAAGCUUGCGAGGUCCUCCAGACACUGACAGCCUUUGCCCCAUGGUUUUCUAAGCGAGCUCACAACAACAGCAGUCUGGGCUUCAGAUUCCCUGUGACCGUCCAUCUCUUCCACUCCUUCAGCAGCGUCAGGGAAGCUGGUGAGGAAAGUUCGCAGAACUCCGAGCAGGAUGCUGAGCAGGUAGAAGACAUGCUAGAAAUGUCUUUGGUGGCACUUGGGAACAUCCAGGAAGCAUUUCUACAGGAGAGCCAGUUUCCUGCAUCUCCAGUGACCUUGAUCUCUUCCGUUGCCACUCUGAUGCUGAGCAGCCAAAACAUAUCAACUUUGCCUCUGAGCUCUUAUACUCUGGGUCACCCGGCACCUGUGAGGUUAUGCUUUCCAUCGGCUUCGGCUUUGGAGGAGCUCUUGAACAAACACCCAGCAGUGAAUGUCCAACUGGCAGGACUAGCUUUAAGUCCCUUCAAGGAUUUUGGUGACGAAAACAUUGUUGGAAGCAUUGGAAGUGUGAAACUAAGCUCUAAUCAUCCAUUGCUCCAAGUCCGUGAUUUAAUGGAAGACAUUGAGAUCAUUCUCUGGAGAAAUAUGAGCAUGGAAACCCAUCCCAUCAGCCUCAACAAGAGCAUGGACCAUUUUGUGAUCACAGUGAACAUCACCUCUUUGGAGAAAACUCUGAUAGUGAGAAUAGAGCCUGAAAGUCCCCUGUUAAUGACACUCUACCUGGGCUUCCAGUAUCAGCCUAACCACACUCACUUCCACCUGAACGUCACCCUUCCAAAGGAUCAGGUGUGGCAGAAAGAUGAGGAGUACAUGUGGGCGGUGACGCUGGAGAACCUGCAGUACGGGACUGGCACCUACUACAUAACAGCCGUGUGGAAUGGGAGCCAGGAGGGUGCUCAGCUGACACCCCCGCUGGUCUCUGUCGUCACUGCCGUCAGUCAGGGUUAUUUCUGGGACAGCCACAACAGGACGUGGAGGAGCAACGGAUGCCAAGUUGGGCCGCAGAGCACCAUUUGGAGGACACAGUGUCUCUGUAACCACCUGACCUUCUUCAGCAGUGACUUCUUCAUUGUUCCCAGGACGGUGCAUGUUGAAGACAUGUUCAAACUGUUCCUUCAUGUGACCAGCAAUCCCGCUGGGGUGUCCUGGCUGGCUAGCCUCUUAGGAUUCUAUAUGAUCAUAGUCGUGUGGGCUUGGAGGAAGGACCAAGCAGAUGUGCAGAAGGUGAAGGUCACCAUCCUGGCUGAUAAUGACCCCGACUCUCGAUUUCACUACCUUAUUCAGGUCUACACAGGGUAUCGAAGAAGGGUCACUACAACAGCUAAGGUUAAUGAGAUAAAUGUUAUCACCCUCUACAGAUCAGAGGGCUGGAGUGAGCCCCAUCAUCCUUGGGACCCCCAGAAGACGGUGUUUGAGCGGGGAGGCCUGGAUGUCUUCCUUCUCACCACUCGGUCCUCACUAGGGGAGCUGCACAGGCCCUGGCUCUGGCAUGACAGUUCGGGCGCCAGUCCUUCCUGGUAUGGAAGCCAGGUGAUUGCCAGUGAUGUGGCAGUUAAGAGGAAAUGGCACUUCCUGUGCAAUUGCUGGCUGGCCGUGGACCUAGGAGACCGGAAGACCUGGCAGGACCGGGUCUUCCUACCAGCCGCAAAGAGAGAGCUCUUUUCCUUUAGACACAUGUUUUCCUCCAUGGUUGUGGAGAAGUUCACCCAGGAUUACCUGUGGCUCUCAGUGGCAACUCGGCAUCCCUGGAACCAGUUCACGAGGGUCUAGCGGCUCUCGCGCUGCAGGACGCUGCUCCUCUGCAACACGGUCACCAGCGUCAUGUUCUGGAAGAGAAGCAGCACCACUGCCGAGAGAGACGAGCACACAUUGAGUCCAUUUGCUGUGACCUGGUCUGAACUGCUUAUCAGCGUCCAAACUGGUUAUCAGCACGAACUGCUUAUCAGCGUCUGAACUGGUUAUCAGCGUGAACUGCUUAUCAGCGUCUGAACUGCUGUCAUCCUUUUCCCAAUCAAUCUUGUCAUUGGGCGGCUCUUCCCAUUGAUUCAACCACAGGAAACUCUGUCUCCCUUAUCCCCUGGCCAGGCCUCCUGCCUCUCAGAUGCUUCUGUCGAGCCCCUCUCAUCUUGUUCCUACCUUCAGGAAUUACAGGAAACUGUGGGAUUCCUGCUCAGGAGAAAUCCAUAUCUGUUCUCAGAGUGUGAACAAUCUCCAUGGAGUUGUUAUGACAUUAACAAGCUGGUGACACUCUUAUCCAGCCUCAUUUAUUCUCACUUAGAGGGUCAGGGUUGUCAUCAGCAGGCAGAACCCUGCUGGGCAAAUGCUUGAAAUAUAUUUUCGGUGGUUCCUGAAAACCACCAUCACUUCUGCUGUUACCUGCUCAGAGUUUUGCAGAGGCUGAAAUCUCAUGUAGGCAGACUGGGUCUCACCCAGCUUCACCAGCCCUGUGACUUCCUAGAUGCAGCCAGCCAGCUUCAGAAACUCCAGCAACUCUUGGAACAUAUUCUUCCCAUGGAGGAAGAGCCAUCCAGGGAGGUGACCAGUUUCCCCAUCCUGAGCCCAGCAGAAGGGAAGAAUCCCAUCUCUGGCGGCCUGCCCACAUGGUUGCCUUACAUCUGCUGGCUCCUCCUAGGGGUCACUAGCCUGGCUUCUGCCUUUUUUACUCCACUUUAUAGCUUAGAAUUGAACCAAGACCAAGCCACCAGCUGGGUUGUUUCCGUUAUUUUAUCAGUGCUUGAGAACAUAUUCACCAGCCAGCCAGUAAAGGUGAUUGUCCUCACACCCUUACGCUCACUGAUGAUGAACAGGAUGCCGUGGCUUAACAAGGAGAAGGAACAACAAACGAGGAGGGUCUUAGCACUCAUGGAUAAUUCAAGUAGUUCUAACUACUAUCUCAUUUUGCAAAGAUCAAAUUAUAUCAGACUGGUAGAAUUCUAACCACUUUACUGACACAUUUAUCUGUCUGCUGACAGAUGUAUCCAUUCACAGAUCUUGUCUCUCUGUAAUCAGCUGAAAAGGAAGAAAAUAAAGCAAUUUCAGCAAACAGUAAAGGAUGGGCCCUGCUCUUACAGGAAGCCCACGUUCACCCCUCAAUGCACCAUCCCACCCAGGCACAUGGCAUGCCCUCGACACGGUCCCCCAGGGACUGAGAGGUAUUACUACGCAGCUGUUCUGAGCAGGAAGGGAAUCGAUUUUAAGUACAGACAGCUCCCUGACACUGAGCAAUGUUAAUUAGAGGGAAUGCUGCCAGGACUCCCCCCAGGCUCCUCUCCCUCAGAGAAAUGGAUGACUCUGCCUUGGAAACACCACUGCUGCGGGGUCAAUCCCAAGUCCCCUUGGCACUGUUUGUCCUCCGUCAAAGCAGAAGCACAGAGUAAUGUUCCCCGCUUUCAGAGUGUACCCCUCGAAGGCUUUCUGAAUGAGCAAUAGAUGAAUAGCAUCC
This is a messenger RNA of Lemur catta (Ring-tailed lemur), 3589 nucleotides long. RefSeq names its product polycystic kidney disease protein 1-like 3. Gene Ontology annotation, cellular component: membrane. The record is from RefSeq and is a predicted model, not a curated record. Lineage: Eukaryota; Metazoa; Chordata; Mammalia; Primates; Lemuridae. Gene Ontology annotation, molecular function: protein binding; calcium channel activity. Gene Ontology annotation, biological process: detection of mechanical stimulus.